Molecule: messenger RNA, 853 nt
Organism: Neohortaea acidophila
Lineage: Eukaryota; Fungi; Ascomycota; Dothideomycetes; Mycosphaerellales; Teratosphaeriaceae
Exons: 1
Coding region: 249-761 (170 amino acids)
Source: RefSeq, a predicted model, not a curated record
AUCGUAGCGUCUCCAAAUCCCCAGCCUCAUCUACAGCUCAGCUGCGGUGAAGCAGCAUUGAGAAUAUCGAAGUUCUUCCCUCAUGAUUGAUCGUCGUCUCAUUCACUGUGUCCAUUUACCCACGCAGCGGGAAUCACAAAUACCUCAAGCAGAAAGAGACAGACAGCGUUCGAGCAAGUAGCACAACCCCACCGCCAUACUCGGCGGCACACAACGACGCCACCACUCCACCCCAAUCGCAACCGACAAUGGGCCUCUUCGACGGCCGCUCAGCCUCCUACUCCGAAGUCCGGCGCAAAGCCUCCCCAACCCGCACCGCCAGCGGCACGAGCAAAGGCUACUUCGUGCGCCCGCACGUCUCCUCCUCCUCCUCGCGCUCCAGCAACUCCUUCUUCAACUUCGGCGGUGGCAGUCGGGGCUUCGGUUUCGGCUCCGGCUCCUCCUCGUACCGAAGAUCGCCGCGCGCGGGCUAUAUCAAGUAUUUGUGGGCACGACUGCAGCGUAUGGUGAGGGAGUUGUGGGCGUAUGCGCGACGGCAUCCCAUGAAGGCGUUCUUCGCUGUCGUGGUGCCGCUUCUUAGUGCCGGGGGUGCGAUUCAUGGAUUGAUGAAGCAGUUUGGGGUACAAGUGCCGGGAAUGGAUCUUGGGGGUGCGCGAACGAUGCGAGGAGGGUAUUAUGGGAGUGCGGGGUAUGGUGGUGGAGGAGGAGGCUGGAUGGAUAAUGCUGGAAGUUUGCUGCAGGUUGCAAAAGCAUUCAUGUGAGGGCAUGAGGAGGGAAUGGGAGACUUGAGAAUUAUAAUGAAUCUAAUUCACACGACAUAUUGCAGGAUAUGACAUUCGGCUUCAAAGGGUAU